AUGCUUAAUAACCGGAAAGAUUACGGUGAAGUGAAUGUGGUAUCCCUGAUAACGGGUUCUCGACGGCUAUUGGUAGCCGUAUGCUCCUCCCUGUACCUGUUAGACUGGGCUAUAGCCGGAGACGCGGCCCUAAGGCUACUGACAACUGUCGACAUCGGUCUACCAGACAACGUCAUUAACGAAGGGAAGCCAGAUGCCGAAGGACGGUUUUGGGCAGGUACAAAAGGCCCGCAGACAGGUGAUGAUGUGGUACCAGACAAAGCCACUUUCUACAGCGUGGAGCAAGAAAGUUUCAAACACCCGCGUAUACACCUUCGACCAGUAUCCAUCUCAAACGGCAUCGUCUGGUCACUGAACAACACAGUACUUUACUACAUCGACUCUUCUACGCAGAGAAUCGAUGCGUUCGACUUUGAUGUGCAAGGAGGACAUUUAACUGCAAGAAGAACGGUGCUAGACAUUUCAAGUGCUGGAUACGAGGACGCGUUUCCUGACGGCAUGACAAUUGACAGCAACGGAAAUUUGUGGGUAGCGCUCAUGUACGGUGGUACUGUAUUACACGUGGAUCCAGACACAAGGCAAAUAGUGUUCGGGUACAAGCUACCCGUGUCACGAGUGACGUCAGUAUGUUGGGGUGGGCCCAAACUCGACGAGUUGUUCGUGACGACUGCUCGAGACAACUCUGAUGCCACCUCAGAGCCGCUAGGUGGCGCUAUUUUCACGAUACGAGGCACUGGCAGUCGCGGCGUAACACAUAUAACGCCAAAUCAAUAUAAAACAUUUGAGUACACGAAUCUAACGUUCUCACACGCCGAGAGCCCGGUUUGGGACCCGGAUAUCGAUACUUUAUAUUGGGUGGAUGUAUUACAACAAGACGUCCACGCACUCAACUACAAAACUAAGAAACAUAAAGUUAAACAUAUCAAUUACGGUGAGGUGAACAUAGUAAUACCAGUAAAGAACAGCAGUAGAUUGUUAGUUGGCGUCAGGAAUGAGCUACACCUAAUGGACUGGACGAUGCCCGGGGACUCUGCCCUGAGGUUCGUAGCGGCUUUGGAUCAAGGGCUGCCCGACAAUAUUCUGAAUGAAGGGAAGGUGGAUGCGUUGGGGAGAUUCUGGGGAGGAACAAAGGGUCAUCAGCGCGGCAACGUUGUGGUUUACGACGAGGGCACGUUGUACAGCUUGGAGCCGCCGCACUUUGUGCCUCAAAUCCGUCUGAAGCCGGUGUCCAUAUCGAACGGCCUUGUUUGGUCUCUGAACAACACCAUAAUGUAUUACAUCGACUCAAUGUCCCGGAAAAUUGAAGCUUUCGAUUUCAAUUUAGAAAGAGCACACAUAAGCAAACGUCGCACGAUCCUACAUUUAGAUGAUUACUGGGAUGACGAAGUUAUAGCAGACGGGAUGACUAUUGACAAGGAUGGAUUCAUUUGGAUUGCUCUCAUGUUUCAUGGUUGUAUAGUACGCGUCGAUCCUGAUAAGAAGACAAUAGUGGAACGCUACAAGCUGCCUGUUUCCCUGACGACUUCUUUAACUUGGGGCGGACCCAACCUGGACGAUCUGAUCGUCACCACGUCCCGUCGGAACAUGAGCCCCGAGACUCUUAUGAAAGAACCUCUCUCUGGCGCCGUCUUCAUACUUCAUAAUAUGGGCACAGGAGGCGUCCAAGGAAAUAAAUUCGUUUUUCCUAACGCCGAUACUUAUAAAUAA
Molecule: messenger RNA, 1707 nt
Organism: Spodoptera exigua (beet armyworm)
Lineage: Eukaryota; Metazoa; Arthropoda; Insecta; Lepidoptera; Noctuidae
Source: the annotation of a GenBank genome assembly